AUGAACGGCUUCUUCGGCGGGCGCUACAGCCGGUGGAACGGCGACGUGAAGGCGCUGACGUGGAUCCGGUCGGUGGGGCUGAUGGCGGGCCACCACACGGUGGUUCUGGAGGCGCGGCGCGGCGCGGAAGCGGAGUACGGCAACGGAUACCUGGCGCGCGUGGUGGCUGACGGCGUGGCGGUGGAGCUGACUGUGCCCGGCACGACGGUGCAGCUGUGGGACGGCGCGACGCUCAAGUGGGAGGCUGCGCGCAAGCUGAGCGGUACGGACCUUGUCGACGUGUACGACGUGACGAUCGACGGCGUCGCCACCAUCCGCCUCACGCUCAGGCCCGAGGUCAAGAACCUCCGCACCGCCACGGACGCCGCCGUGCACUUCGGCCUCGACGUGCUCUCCUCGUCCUUCUCCCAGGCCGUUCACGGCGUGCUCGGCCAGACGUUCCGCCCCGACUUCCAGGGCCGCCUGUCUCACCAGAAGCUGCAGUGGAGCCAGCUGCUGCAGGUGAUGGUGGUGCCGGGCGACAACGCGGAGGGCUUCAUCGAUGGAAACAUGGACGACUACGAGGUGACGGACCUGCUCAAGGCGGACUGCAAGAUGUGCCGCUUCACGCGCGCCCACGCCGUGGACGAGGAGAUGUCCAUCGCCAUGAACAUGAUGGGCAGCGCCGUCGGCGGAGGCCUGCCCGCCGCUCCUCGCAAAUACCUCGCACAGAGCUUCUAG
Closterium sp. Naga37s-1 is the source of this 720-nucleotide messenger RNA. Lineage: Eukaryota; Viridiplantae; Streptophyta; Zygnematophyceae; Desmidiales; Closteriaceae. The record is from the annotation of a GenBank genome assembly.